Messenger RNA from Aphis gossypii (cotton aphid), 2560 nucleotides. RefSeq names its product mucin-2-like. Lineage: Eukaryota; Metazoa; Arthropoda; Insecta; Hemiptera; Aphididae. The record is from RefSeq and is a predicted model, not a curated record.
AAAUACUGGGUCAAAGUAAAGUUUUUUUUUUAUGGCUGUAAACUAACCGAAGAAGCUAACAGAAACUGCUAUUGUACCUUCAUUUUUAAAUUUUAUUUAAAAGUAGAAAUGAACGUUGUGCUUUUAUUUACAUUUAUAUUGGCCGUCAUUGAGCUGAUUUCUGGAUUCGUUAUCCUACCUUUCGAAAAUGAUGAUUAUAAUACAAACGAUUAUAUUCCUGAAGAUAAAUCAUUAGACCUUGAUGGAAGUACUAUAAAUGGCAACGAUGAACCAACAACCACGUCGAUUACACCUACGGAAGUGUCAAUACUCACAACACUCACAACUACUCUAGACACAACGAUACGGACGACUACUCCUUCCGUCUUAGAUGAUAAUGUUACAACAAGCAAUCACAACGUGCCUACAACCACGUCGAUAAUUCCUACGGAAGUCACAAUACUCACAACACUCACAAAUACUCCAGACAAAAAGAUAAGGACGAUUUCUCCUUCCGUCUUAGAUGAUAAUGUUACAACAAGCAAUCACAACGUGCCUACAACCACGUCGAUAAUUCCUACGGAAGUCACAAUACUCACAACACUCACAACUACUCCAGACAAAAAGAUAAGGACGACUACUCCUUCCGUCUUAGAUGAUAAUGUUACAACAAGCAAUCACAACGUGCCUACAACCACGUCGAUGACUCCUACGGAAGUCACAAUACUCACAACACUCACAACUACUCCAGACGCAAAGAUAAGGACGACUACUCCUUCCGUCUUAGAUGAUAAUGUUACAACAAGCAAUCACAACGUGCCUACAACCACGUCGAUAAUUCCUACGGAAGUCACAAUACUCACAACACUCACAAAUACUCCAGACAAAAAGAUAAGGACGACUUCUCCUUCCGUCUUAGAUGAUAAUGUUACAACAAGCAAUCACAACGUGCCUACAACCACGUCGAUGACUCCUACGGAAGUCACGAUACUCACAACACUCACAACUACUCCAGACAAAAAGAUAAGGACGACUACUCCUUCCGUCUUAGAUGAUAAUGUUACAACAAGCAAUCACAACGUGCCUACAACCACGUCGAUAAUUCCUACGGAAGUCACAAUACUCACAACACUCACAACUACUCCAGACAAAAAGAUAAGGACGACUACUCCUUCCGUCUUAGAUGAUAAUGUUACAACAAGCAAUCACAACGUGCCUACAACCACGUCGAUAAUUCCUACGGAAGUCACAAUACUCACAACACUCACAACUACUCCAGACAAAAAGAUAAGGACGACUUCUCCUUCCGUCUUAGAUGAUAAUGUUACAACAAGCAAUCACAACGUGCCUACAACCACGUCGAUAAUUCCUACGGAAGUCACAAUACUCACAACACUCACAACUACUCCAGACAAAAAGAUAAGGACGACUACUCCUUCCGUCUUAGAUGAUAAUGUUACAACAAGCAAUCACAACGUGCCUACAACCACGUCGAUUUCUACGGAAGUCACAACACUCACAACUACUCCAGACAAAAAGAUAAGGACGACUACUCCUUCCGUCUUAGAUGAUAAUGUUACAACAAGCAAUCACAACGUGCCUACAACCACGUCGAUAAUUCCUACGGAAGUCACAAUACUCACAACACUCACAAAUACUCCAGACAAAAAGAUAAGGACGACUUCUCCUUCCGUCUUAGAUGAUAAUGUUACAACAAGCAAUCACAACGUGCCUACAACCACGUCGAUAAUUCCUACGGAAGUCACAAUACUCACAACACUCACAAAUACUCCAGACAAAAAGAUAAGGACGACUUCUCCUUCCGUCUUAGAUGAUAAUGUUACAACAAGCAAUCACAACGUGCCUACAACCACGUCGAAGACUCCUACGGAAGUCACAAUACUCACAACACUCACAACUACUCCAGACAAAAAGAUAAGGACGACUACUCCUUCCGUCUUAGAUGAUAAUGUUACAACAAGCAAUCACAACGUGCCUACAACCACGUCGAUGACUCCUACGGAAGUCACAACACUCACAACUAUUCCAGAAGAAAGGACGAAUAUUCCUUCUAUAGACAUAGAUGACGACGAGGAGUAUCAUAAUGAUUGCGAUUGUCCACCUCAAUUUCUAAAUAAUGUUGUAAAAUGAACAUGCACUAUUCAAUUAUAAUAGUUAAUAUUAUUUCUAGUGAUAAAUAAAAUUAUGCACAAUAUGAGAAUCGGACAUUUUAUAAACAAUUGAAACAGUAAACAUUCAUUUGAUAGACAUAGAUUUUAAAACGAUAAUAUUUUCGAAACAAAGAGUUCCAUUAAGUAACCAACAAAAAUAUUGUAACACCCAAAGAAUCAUAAAUUAAGGUUAUUAGCCAGUACAACACUUCCCCAAACGUAUCCUUCAAAUGUUGCACAUAUCCAUAGAUUCUAUAAAUCCACUUCAUCUAAUAGGACUUAAAUCAAAUGCAUAUUAGGUAAACAACGAAUAUAUUAUAUUAUUACCUAAGUAUUUUCAAUAUUGAUUUAUCCAAAUUAAAAUAUUGUAACAAAUACAAAAUAUAUCAUCAACAAUUUAACGUUCAUAA